AUGGAGACCAAACCGAGUAUCCCUCUCCAUACACUCUAUAAGAUGGGACCCUUCAAUCUUUCUCGCAGGAUUGUUCUGGCGCCAUUGACGAGACAAAGAUCGUAUGGUAACAUUACUCAGCCUCACGCCGAGUUAUAUUACACUCAGAGAACAACACCUGGUGGUCUUCUUAUUUCCGAAGCAUGUGUUGUGUCCGAGACAUCAAAGGGGUAUAUAGAACUCUCCGGAUAUACCUGGAAUAUGGACCAGAGAGCAAGUGGAGGCAUGGAAGCCCAUCGUGGAUGCGGUUCAUUCGAAAGGCGACCAGCCAAAUGGGGAAGUUCCUGUUUCCUAUACAGACAAGCCAUUGAUGUGCAAGAACAUCUAUGGAGGUCAGGUCAGUUUACACCUCCAAGGCGGUUAAGGACCGAUGAGAUCCCCGCCAUUGUCAACGACUUUAGCGUUGCUGCAAGAAAUGCAAUUGAAGCUGGUAAUUAA
Molecule: messenger RNA, 477 nt
Organism: Arabis nemorensis
Lineage: Eukaryota; Viridiplantae; Streptophyta; Magnoliopsida; Brassicales; Brassicaceae
Source: the annotation of a GenBank genome assembly